Messenger RNA from Vanessa tameamea, 1240 nucleotides. Its product is annotated as inducible metalloproteinase inhibitor protein-like. NCBI's taxonomy places the organism in Eukaryota, Metazoa, Arthropoda, Insecta, Lepidoptera, Nymphalidae. The transcript has 4 exons. The coding region runs from base 84 to 734 and encodes 216 amino acids. The record is from RefSeq and is a predicted model, not a curated record.
AAUCCCCCUCUUCACACGCACUCGUCAUACAGGGUAUAAAUAAUAUCUCAAACGCAGUGGAGGCUCAUUGUUAGUUUGUGAACAUGAAGACCUUCAUUUUGUUUUUUUCGUAUUUUAUUUUCCUGUGCAUGUGUGAAUCUGAUUUACAAUGUUCCGGCCCAAAUGAAAUGAUUGACUGUGUUGGAGAUUGUCCUCCUGAGAAAACUUGCAAAACGAAAGACAUACAAUUUAAUUGUUUACUAAAUAAUAAAAGAUGUCAAAUGAAAUGCGUCUGUAAAAAAGGUUUUUAUAGAAAUUUAAUAGGACAAUGUAUAGCUAGUGAAUUAUGUGAUAAAUGUCCUGAAGCCAACGAAUAUUAUAGCUGUGGCGGUGCCUGUGAUAAUGUGUGUGCAGAUUUACAUAAGCAAAACCAAACACAUUGUCCUAUUAGAAACAUAAAAUGUAACGAAAAGUGUUAUUGUAAAGAAGGCUAUGCAAGGAAUAAAAAUAACGUUUGCGUUCCUUUCAAUAAGUGUCAUACUUUGUGCGAGGAACAUGAAGAAUAUCAAGAGUGUAAACGAACCUGUCCACCAGAUACUUGCUUAUCACUAGUAGCCAAGUUUAAAUGUGACAGCAACGCAGCAUGUGCACCAGGAUGCGUUUGUAAGUCUGGCUAUUUACGAAAGAAAUUCGACAAACCAUGUAUGGCAAUUAAUCUAUGUCCAGAAUUGGCAAAUUCGCCAGAUUUCAACUAAAACGUGUAUUUUGAAAUUAAGAUUAAAAAUAAAGGUAUUAAAAAAAGAAAGCAUAUUUUAAUAAUUAUGUGUAUUUAUUAUUUAUUUUUUAACAAAAUUGUACUCUAAUAUACAGUGCAUUCUCUCUGAAUAUACUAAAAUAUAAGCACAAGGAAGCACUGUAAUGUGGCUUUACAUUUCUCUGUAAACUAUGCCACCAAAUAUUACAAGUAAAUAAUCAUAUUUUGAAAUAAGAAUAUCAAGAGAAAAUAUAAGUCACUAGCUACGUUAAUUAGUUUAAUAGUUAAGUCUUAUUACAAACAAAAUGAUUGUCUCAUACUCUAUUAGUCAAAAUACUUUACAUACUAUAUAGUCAAUAUUAAGGAUAAAGUCUGAGUAGUAAACAAGAGUCACAAAUGCAAAUUUAAAAUGAAACAAUUACAAAAAAGAAACAAUUGAACAACUAGAGAAUAAACUAUGCCAAUGACGACAACACUAUCGCAAUAGAAAUAUUGUUUCAAAGUGUU